AUGUCUUCAUCACAACUGUCACACAACAGUUCUGUCUCAAUCAGGCUCAGAUCCAGAUCGGCAAGAUGGGAUAGGAGCGUGCCGCCCCUGUUCAGACCUAUUCUUCGUGCAUACCUACUUGGCUAUGCGUUCACCGUCGGCCCAAGACUACUGGCCUUGGUCCUUUAUCAUGCCUUGAAGCUGGUCCGCACGCGGCGCAAGGCUGUAGAUGGCCCGGCUGAGAAUAAACCUGAGCCUCUGCUGCUACAGUCUCUGCUCAGGACGGUGCGAGCCGGGUUUGAAUGGCAACGGUUUCCUACUUUCUGUGCUGCUCUUGUUGGAGGCAGUACCUUGCUGGAGCCCGCCCUUCGCAAGGCACUUACUCGUAUCUUGAAGGGUCUCGCAGAAACAACAAGGACCAGAUUGUCAAGAUAUCUCUCCUCUUUCAUAGCAGCAUGGUUCAGCCUGCGACUGCUCCAAUCCAAACAGAGCAUCCCGUCCACCACCACACUCACCACAGCUGCAACCCCCCUGGCUUCGCCCAAACCAGACCAGACACCUAGGCCCCAAGCCGGCCGCACUCUAGACCUCACACUCUUCGCCGCAACCCGUGCCCUGGAUGUGUUGGUCGGGGAACUAUGGUCCCGGCGCCGAAACAUCCGCUCCCCUUCGGCUAGCACAACGACAAAGACCCUCGAUCACUUCGCGUCCAGCCUGGCCGACCCCUUGAUUUUCGCCUUUUCUUCAAGCCUCAUCAUGUGGAACUGGUUCUACAAUCCCGCCACACUCCCUCGCGCCUACAACAAAUGGAUCGCAAGCGCCGCGUCCGUCGACCAGCGCCUCAUAGUUGCCCUUCAGCGAGUCAGGGACGGCGUCAUGCGAUACGGCGAGGACACAGGGCACGCAGCUCUUCUACAGGACAUGUGCGAAGAGUAUCGCUGGCCCUUGCAAUGGGGUGACCCUGCUACCAGCGUGCCGUUCCCCUGCGAGAUGGUCCACAUGGGAGUUGGACCAUCGUGCGAGCUGCACGCCCUAAGCAGGUUUGGCAGGGCUUGGCUGUGGAGUAUGAGGACAUACCUGCCGCUGCAGCUGGCUGUGCUACUCCUGAGGCUCCGGAGUCUCAAGACUCUCAAGCGCGACCUCGUUCGCGCUUUCCUGUCCGCGUCACGGUCGUCCGCAUUCCUGGGGACUUUUAUCACACUGUUCUACUAUAGUAUAUGCCUAGCGCGGACGCGGGUUGGGCCACAUAUCUUGGGCGUAGACGUCAAAGCACGGCAGAAGAUCGAUGGCGGAAUAUGCGUGGGGACGGGGUGUUUCCUCUGCGGUUGGAGCGUGCUGCUCGAGCCGUUCAGCAGGCGCAGGGAACUGGCCCUGUUUGUCGCACCGAGGGCCGUGGCGACGAUGCUGCCGCGCAAAUAUGAUGCCGACAAGCAGUGGAGAGAGACGCUCGUCUUCUCCGCCAGCACGGCGGUGGUGUUUACGUGUGUCAUGGAGAACAAGAGGAGGGUUAGAGGCGUCCUCGGGGGGUUACUGAGGACAGUGCUUGCAGCUUAG
Messenger RNA from Diaporthe amygdali, 1533 nucleotides. RefSeq lists its product as uncharacterized. The transcript is spliced from 3 exons. Lineage: Eukaryota; Fungi; Ascomycota; Sordariomycetes; Diaporthales; Diaporthaceae. The record is from RefSeq and is a predicted model, not a curated record. Bases 1 to 1533 code for a protein of 510 amino acids.